This is a messenger RNA of Falco peregrinus (peregrine falcon), 6847 nucleotides long. It is a transcript of the gene SNX29, whose product is annotated as sorting nexin 29. NCBI's taxonomy places the organism in Eukaryota, Metazoa, Chordata, Aves, Falconiformes, Falconidae. The transcript is spliced from 20 exons. Bases 98 to 2422 code for a protein of 774 amino acids. Gene Ontology annotation, molecular function: phosphatidylinositol binding. The record is from RefSeq and is a predicted model, not a curated record.
UCCGGGGCGGAGCGUGCGCGCAGGCCAGCUCGGUGUGGGGCUGUGCGGGAGGAGGGACAGGGUCCAGCAGACGGAGGGCGCCAGCCCCGCGGCCACCAUGAGUGGUUCACAGAACAGUGACACUAAAAGACAGUUUCUUCUAGAACGACUACUGGAUGCAGUUAAACAGUGUCAAAUACGAUUUGGAGGAAGAAAAGAAAUUGCUUCAGACUCUGAUAGCAGAGUCACUUGUUUGUGUGCUCAGUUUGAAGCUGUGUUACAGCAUGGUCUGAGGAGGAGCCGAGGAUUAGCAUUAACAGCAGCAGCAAUCAAACAAGCAGCAGGUUUCUCCAGUAAAACUGAAACAGAGCCAGUGUUUUGGUACUAUGUGAAAGAAAUUCUGAAUAAACAUGAACUACAGCGCUUUUACUCUCUGAAGACAAUUACUACAGAUAUUGGUAGAGGCCGGGCUUGGUUGCGCUGUGCAUUAAAUGAACAUUCCCUGGAAAGAUACGUUCAUAUGCUGCUUGCAGAUAAGAAUCGACUCAGUGUCUUCUAUGAAGACUGGUCUUUUAUGAUGGAUGAAGAACGUUCUAGCAUGAUCCCUACAAUGGCAGCUGGUCUGAACUCCAUUCUUUUUGCAAUCAGCAUUGAUAAUAAGGAUUUAAAUGGACAGAGCAAAUGCACACCCACGGUGUCUGAUUUAUUAAAGGAAUCAACACAAAAUGUAACCUCGUUACUGAAAGAAUCCACUCAGGGUGUUAGCAGCCUCCUUAGAGAAAUAACUGCAUCAUCAGCUGUCUCGAUUCUGAUAAAACCUGAUCAAGACGCUGACCCACUUCCUGUUCUCUCAAAGAAUGUAAUUUCUGAUUUGAAAUAUAAAAAAGAUCGGAAAAAGAAGAAGAGAGUGACUAAUAUUAUCUCAUUUGAUGAAGAGGAAGAUGAGCAAAAUUUGGGGGAUGCCACAAAGACUGUGAUUACAGGAGAAAGUUCAGAGGAGAGUGUAGACAGACCUUCAGUUUUUGUAUUAUCCUCAUCUGAAAGCACUCUCAGAAGAAAUUUGAAUGGGAAUGAAAGUAACCAUUCGUGGAAGAGCAAUUCAGUAUUCAUGAACGGAGAGUAUGAAUACCAGAAACUAGAUGUGAAGAGCAUUGAUGAUGAAGACGCAGAUGAGGAUGAACUAUAUGGAAAAACAUGUGGAAAUAAAGACACAGAAGGUGAAACAGAAGCUUCUGAAAAGCCACAUGAAAUAGGAACAUGCAAUUCUCGGAUAUGCAGUUGGACUCCUCUGCAGGUCCUGAACGAUGACUCAGAUGUUCUAUUUCCUGUCAGUGCUGUUGGCUCUUACUCCCAAACAGAUAACUUGGAGAAUGGAGAAGGGCAUGAACAUGUUCAUGCAGUAGAACUGGUUCCGAGAAGAUCUGAUCUUCCUUACAGAGUGGAAGUCAGUCCUCCAGCUCAAGUGAAUACAUUAAGCAAUACGUUGCCUUCAGCCACUGUGCCAGAAUCCAUGACAAUUAAUGAACUUCGUCAAGCUAUUGUGGCCAUGAUGAAUAGAAAGGAUGAACUGGAAGAACAGAAUAGAUCUCUGAGAAAUCUGCUUGAUGGAGAGAUGGAGCAUUCUGCAGCGCUAAGGCAGGAAAUGGACAACUGGAGAAGGAAAGUAGCAGAACAGGAAGAACGACAUGCCACAAAAGUCCAAGCCUUGGCACGAGAAAAUGAGGUGCUAAAAGUGCAGCUUAAGAAGUAUGUAGGAGCUGUCCAAAUGCUCAGAAGAGAAGGUCAAACAGUGGAAGUUCUGUCAAACAUUUGGAGCACUGAUGGUGAAUUUACUAUUCCAGAGCAAAAGCAAGUAGAAAACAAUGAGGAACUAGCCAGCUCUUAUGAAAGAAAAUUGAUUGAGGUAGCUGAAAUGCAUGGGGAACUGAUUGAAUUCAAUGAAAGGCUGCAUCGUGCUCUGAUGGCUAAAGAAGCUCUUGUGUCCCAGAUGAGACAAGAACUAAUUGAUUUGAGAGGGCCGGUCCCUGGAGAUUUGAGUCAAACAUCUGAAGACCAGAGUUUGUCAGAUUUUGAAAUAUCAAAUCGUGCUCUUAUUAAUGUUUGGAUUCCCUCAGUCUUUCUGCGUGGAAAAGCUGCUAAUGCAUUCCAUGUUUAUCAGGUGUAUAUUAGGAUAAAGGAUGAUGAAUGGAAUGUUUAUCGAAGAUACGCAGAGUUCAGAAGCUUGCAUCAUAAGUUACAGAAUAAAUACCAGCAAGUGAGGACUUUUAACUUUCCACCAAAAAAGGCCAUUGGAAACAAGGAUGCAAAGUUUGUAGAAGAGCGACGCAAGCAGCUACAAAAUUACUUAAGGAACGUAAUGAACAAAAUUAUUCAAACUGUGCCAGAAUUCACAGCCAAUCCUAAAAAAGAGACUCUUAUUCAGCUGAUGCCCUUUUUUGUGUAAGUAUCUGUCAAGUAGUCCAGAAAAUACUAAGCUUUUUUCAUCGUAAUUUAAUUUGAAAUAUAAUGCCAACUUCUUCAAAAUCUUUAAAACAGUGGGUUUUUUAAAAUAGAACGUUCCUGUUCAAAUUACAAGUGUAUUUGUUAUGUUUUAAAGGAAUAUAUGACAUAUAUAGUCAUUUUAAUUUAUUUAAAUUUGAACAAAAAUCACUGCGUAAAGCUUUCAGAAAUAUGUAAGUGACCUCAAAGUCUGCAUCCGUACAUUUCUUCAAACAUUGGGUGAUUUUGAUUUCUUUUAUUUGGUCUUUUUUAGUUUUGUUUUGCUUUUGUUUGUGUGGGGUUUGUAUUUUGUUUUUAAAUUUUUUGGGGGGAUGACAGUGAAGCACUAUUUAUUAGAGUAUUUAUCAACCAAAUUAAAAAGUCCAGCCAUUGAACUCUUUCUUGCUGAAUUUUGCAAUCUGCUGCUGUGUGUGCUGCUUUCAUUAAUGUUAACAUUGAAUAUGUCCAGAAAUAGUUUAAUACAGUCAUCUGUUCAAAAUCUCAAAACAAACCCUUUGGUAUACAAUCAUACAAUGGAUAUAAUCCGCUAAAAUCUUUCCGUUUUGCUGUAAACAUAAUUAUCUAGAGUAUUUGUAAAUGAUAUUAAGAACUAUUUAAGAAGUAAUGUUGAUGAGUGUUUGUUUUUGAAAGCGGUGUUAACUUCUUUCACUAAUAAUUUUUCAGUACAAUGUUUUUUCAGUACUACACCUGUACAAAUUGUUUAUAGAUUGGAAAAACACAUUCAUAGUAAGCCGUCAUAUUAAAUUUGCUGUCCACAAGCCUCUGCACAGGGAUAGUGCAUCCAUACCUGUGAGUCCAUGGAUGUAUCAAUUUGCAGAAUCCAGCCCAAUUUAAAAUCAAUAUGUUUCAGUAGAAGUGUACAUACUUAGUUGUACUAUUUGCAUGGUCUUGUGCAGAGUUUCUGAUUUUCAAGUUGAAACUUUUUUUCAAGAAAGCUAGAUGUACUGGGAAAUGUAAUAGAUAAAUGGAAGAAUGCCAAGAUGUAUUUUGUGGCCUUCAUGUCUUUUUGAUUUUUCCUGGAUUUGAAAAAGCAAAUAUCAAUUUGAUGAGGCAUCUUGAGGAUGAUGAUGAUGUAAUAAAUGGCAAAAUUAUGUUUGUAUAGAAAAACAUCUCAAGAGACUUACCUUUUUCUCCCUAAGAACCUGUUUUGUAGAAUUUGGCUAAGCGCUGUGAAGAUUAAAAUGGUUUCAAGUACUUCAAGUUGAGGGGCCCAUAUGUGGCUUUUUGUUAAGUCAUUUUAAAGAAAUUGUCCUUCAUUUUGUGCUUAAUUUUGUUUUUUUUUGUUUUGUUUUUUUUUAAAAAGGGGGAAAUUACAAAAUACAUUUGCAAUUAAAUUUUUAACUCAAUUUUUGCUCUUCCUGUCCAGUUAUAUUUCAUUUUAAGACUGUUACAUAUAGCUAUGUGAAGUAGUGAACUGAUAACUUCUUGUCAACUUCAUUUCAUAACUUGCUGCUUUAAACAUAGAGCAGGAAAAUAAAUUCCAAACAGUGUGCUAUUUAAGGUCUUAUCUUUUCAUUGGCUUGUUAGAACUGAUGAUCCUGAGUUCCACGCAAACAAGUGUUAAUGCAGUAUAACAUCUGUAAGUUAAGGGUAGCUAGUUUCUCCUCCUCAACCAGUUUGAUUAUGAAAGAAACUCAAUUUCAAGCUUUAUGGGAUACCAAGAUAUUUUAAUAAGUUAUGAUUAUGGUUUCAGGUGUACAUUGAGUUGCUGGAGUAAUUAUCAUUACCUCCACAAGCAGUCAUAAAGAUAGCAAAACAAUUAAUACUAAAAUAUGACAAAAUUGGACAACGGUUUCAACCAGAAGCCAUUAGAUUAGGAAAUACUGUGGAUACUCUAGGUAGCAAUAUUAAUUUGAAAAUUUGGCCUUAAUCAAUGGAAAAUGCAUUCAUAGUAGCACUUCAUUACUUGAACUGUGAUGUAUUAUUUUCCUGCUUUAACCAAUAUUGUUUUGGGUUUGGAUUUUUUUUAAAUUUCAAUUGUCAGAAUUUCACGUAUUUUUUUAAAAAUCUGUCAUCAAUUGUACAAUUCAACAGUAACCAUACUGUGACAUUAUAACUAUGAGUAAUACAGCACUGAUCUAAAAACAAUGAUACCACUUUUCAGGUGUUUUUUUCAUCCUAAUACAUUGUUGUUACAGAAAUAUUUUAUUACAGUACCUUUUUAUUCUACUUUGAGAAAUGACAUUUCAAGCAUAGUUUGUUUAUGAUCUCUUAGCCACUUAUGUUAAAAAGAGGAAGGGAAAAGAAUUUCCUUAUUCCUGAGACCUAAACAUUCUCAUGUUUUUGCUUAUUAAAAAAAAAAAAAAAGCCAGGUAUGAGGGACCUGCACAGGAAAAUAUUCAAAAUCGCAAACCCACAUAAUGGGUUGUACGAAUGAUGCACAGGUUAGAAGAAACACCAUUACACUAUUUUGCUGAUGUAAAGAAAACCCAAACCCAAACCAAACAAAAACCAAACCUGUUUUCUUCUAAUAAAUGCAGUGAGCUGAAUGAGAUUGAUACAAUUGAUUUCACAGAAAGAGCAAAGUUUUAUUGAGAAGGUAGCAUACUUAAGUAACCUGUUUUCUUAGUAUGAGUACAAUUUAGUAUGUGAAACAUUGUGAUACAAAAUAAAGCAAUUAUCUCUAAGGAAAGAAAUUUGUUCAAGGGAAUAUGCUCAAGGAAACUUGCCAACACCAUUUGUCAACAAUUUGUAAACACAAAUCCGAUACACUGCAUUGAUGUUAACCUUUUUUGCGUUACAAUAGGUUGCAAAAAGACUAUGUUUAUUUUUAGAGGCUUGUUUUGCAUUUGGUAAUUUCAUAAUUCUCAACACAUUGCAUGAAGCAAUGGACUGUAGUGGAUUCGAGAAUAUUCUUUAAUAUCUGGACAUUAUGACAAAAAGGUUCUGUUCAUGUAUGUAUCUCUGAACUAUUUCCUUGGAUAUUUUUCUUGAAUAAUAGAUGUAUUGGCAUUCUGUCUUAGCUAGAUAGUUCUCCACUGGAAUAUUAGUGGGAUUCCAGAAAAGCAUAGCUGUUGAGCAAAAUUACUAUAUACCUCAUCUACAGCAGAUAAAGUGGGUUUUAAAAUGCAUUUUUCUACUGACAUACCAGACUUCCUCAGCAGCUAGAGCAGCAGUAUUAAACUAAUAUAAAGAUCUUUCAGGCAAUGAUAGAAGGAUCCCAUUUUAGAAAGUAUCAUCAUUGCUAGGGUAUCAUUUGAAUUCUCAAUGCCCUUUAUUUUCUGAGAGUCAUGACCUGGCACUGUUGGUAAGAAAAAGCAUCUAAAAGAAAUGCACGUCAGAUUCACUUCAUGUUGCCAGCUUCUCCAGUAUUGUCCUUUCUUAAUGGAUUUUCAGCUUCAUCAACAGGAGAUCUUGAACGUGCUGGACUCUGAAGUGCUUAUUACGUUAUUCAGUGGUAACCUCUGUACCUUACUGUUGUGGUUUAACCUCAGCCAGCAACUAAGUACCAUGCAGCCUCCUUCACACCCCACCCCCUGCAGUGGGAUGGGGAGGAGAAUCGGGGCGUGGGGGGGAGGUUGAGACAAGAGCAGUUUAAUAAUUGAAAUAUAGAAAAUAUAUGAGUAUUACUAAUCAUAAGAAUAAUAAUAUAAGAAUAGUAAUGGAAAGGGAGAUAACAAAAAGAGAAACAGAAAUAAAACUCAAGUGGGAAAAAAAAAAAGACAAAUGAUGCUCAACACAAUUGCUGACCAUCCGCUGACCAAUGCCCAGCCAGUCCCUGAGCAGCGAUCCCCACUCCCCAGCUCACUCCCCCCAUUUUAUAUGCUGAGCACGACAUCCUAUGCUAUGGAAUAUCCCUUUGGCCAGUUUGGGUCAGCUGUCCUGGCUGUGUCCUUCCAGCUUCUUGUGCCCCACCAGCCUUUUCGCUCGCUGGCAAGGCCUGAGAAACUGAAAAGUCUUUGGCUUGGUAUAAACAUUACUUAGCAACAACGAGGAACAUCAGUGUGUUACCAACAUUAUUCUCACCCUAAACACAGCGCUGUACCAGCUACUAGGAAGAAAAUUCAAUCUGUCCCAGCUGAAACCAGGACACUACCUGCAAUACUUCUAUACUAUAGGUUUAAUAAUAUUUUGGUUUAAUAGUAUUUUAAUAUAAAACACUGUAAAUACAUAUGAUUAUUCUAUUUAGUUUGUGCUUUAUAGUACAGGUGUGUGUAUAGUUGCUAAUUACAUCUUUAUUAAUGGAAGAGUUAGCAGUUAUGAAACAUUGAGAUAUUAGUCAUAGGACUAUGCUGUAGAACGUAGGGAUACCUCAGUCUAGGAGAAAAAAAUUACAGUCUUAAUAUGCAUAAAAAGUCUCUGGGGCAUUACAUCUGUCUAUUAGGAAGAAAUGUAAUAUAAAAUAAUAAAAAUAAUUAAUCUGGUCUUC